UACUACUCGAUUAGGAUGAUACGUAGGUUCAUCUUUCAAACGUCAAGAAAGUUGUUAGAGCUGCAUAGUGCAAGAAAAGAACAUGUUAGAAAUCUGCAUUUCAAGUUUUAUCCGAACCCAAGGUCGCUCGUAUCAGAGCGUGAGACGGAAAAAUUGAAUAUGUAUCAAGCGAUAAAUCAAGCUUUGGACAUUACGUUAAAAAAAGACGCAUCCGCAGUUAUAUUUGGUGAGGAUGUUGCAUUCGGUGGCGUGUUUCGUUGCACCGUAAACCUUCAAAAACGUUAUGGUUCCGAUCGAGUAUUCAAUACACCUAUAUCCGAACAUGGUAUCGUUGGUUUUGGCAUAGGUUUAGCGAAUGUCGGUGCAACCGCUAUUGCAGAAAUUCAAUUUGCUGAUUAUAUAUAUCCUGCAUUUGAUCAGAUAGUAAAUGAAGCAGCAAAAUGCAGAUACAGAAGCGGAGGAGUAUUCGAUUGCGGAAAAUUAACGAUUCGUACACCUUACGGUGCGGUAGGACACGGAGGACUUUAUCAUUCUCAAAGUCCAGAAGCUUAUUUUGCUCACACUCCUGGAUUAAAGAUCGUAGUACCUCGAGGACCAGUACAAGCGAAAGGACUUUUAUUGAGUUCCAUCGAAGAACCAGAUCCUUGUAUAGUUUUCGAACCAAAGGUUCUUUAUCGUACGGCUGUUGACGAGGUACCGGUUGGACAUUAUAAAAUUGAAAUUGGUAAAGGAGAAAUAGUAAAAGAAGGAAAAGAUGUGACUCUCAUAGGAUGGGGUACACAGGUGCAUAUCUUAUUAGAAACAGCCGAUAUCGUCGAGGACAAGCUCGGUGCAUCUUGCGAGGUGAUAGACCUUCUUUCCAUUAUACCUUGGGAUGCAGAACUAGUUUGCAAGUCCGUAAAGAAAACCGGACGUGUCGUCGUUGCGCACGAAGCACCAAGGACCAAUGGUUUUGGAGCAGAAAUUGCGGCUCGUAUUCAGGAGGAAUGCUUCUUAAAUUUGGAGGCACCGGUGAUGAGGGUCACUGGUUGGGAUACACCAUUUCCACACGUUUUCGAGAAAUUAUAUGUACCGGACAAAUGGCGUUGCUUCGCCGCAGUUAAAAAGAGCCUUGACUACUGAAGGAUCCGUUCCUUCUAUAAAUGUGGAUGGAAGGCUGGAAUAAAUGAGGGAGAAAGGGACUUUAGACUCUGGGCACCACCCAUCGAAGAGAUACAUAUGUCUUUCAAACUCGAAAUGAAUUCCAUGACAUCGAUUUUUCGUAUUUGCGGCAUAUGUACCUACUUACACUGCCACAGCAUCGAGUUGUCACGUGCUCGAAGACCGGUCCUGCGACAAUUUGAUCGUAUCAUACUAGUUCUCUCUCUCUCUUUCUCUCUAUUUCUAUUUCUAUCUUUAUCUUUAUCUCUUUUCCUAUCUUAGUUUGCACCCUUUCUGAUCGUAUCAAAGAACGCGAUCUCUUUCUCCUUCGACGUGGAUAACAAUCGCUUAGAUUUCAAACGGAUCCUUCGACGAAUCCAUUUUUUCUUUUUCUUUCUUUUUUUUCUUCAAUCGUAACAACGUCGUCGUCGUCGAUAUUAAUACAGCCGACAAUCGAGAAUAUUUAUUUAAUAACGAGCGAAUUAAAUUUAAAGAUUUGAAUGUAACGCUCGAAAAGAAUUCCGAUAGAUCGAUAUAGUAUAGCCCGAGGAUACGAAUAGUUAGCUGGUAGCUAUUUGGAUAGACGCGGAUUGUACGUUUAGAAAAAUAGACGAAGAAAGUGACGUUUUUACUCGGUACUUAUAGUUCGGCAAGUAUAACCGUUAUUGGUAGGUUAGCUCCUAGUUGUUAAAGCGUUAUAUAUCCCUGGCCCAGUUUUGUCCCGACCAAACCCACAUAAAUCCUUUCGCGUCUAAUUUAAUGAGACGAAGAAAGACGAUACGCCCGGCGUCGGUGGCGACGGUGAUGUUAACGAGAGAUCAAGAACGAAGGUAAAGAGGGGGAAAGAGAAGGAAAAGGGAGAAGGGGGGGAGCACCCCGACGAACCGAUAUUCAUAAUUAAAAGGUGUAUAUCCAUAUGGUAUAUGGGAUAAAUCGGGUCAAGUCCGUCUUUCGUCCGCGGUAAAACGAAGCGUCCUGAUCUCAGCGACCGUCGUAACACAAUAUUUUAAUCAAGGCUUCGUUUCCUCAGCCACCGUCGCCGUCGCCGCCGCAUUCGAAAACCGAUCGAUCGAUGGAUCGAUGGAUCGAUCGUUAUCUACCCCCAAAACUAUUGUUAUCUCUUUUUUCGAUUUUUCCCAAAUAUCAUUCUUAAUAUCGCACCACGUUCAAACGUGAUUAAAUCGAAACGGUUUAGUCCGCCAUGUUGGAGAACGAAAUCCAAUAUCUUCCUCGAAUUUUCUCAAACGGAUUUGCACUUUGUUUAUUAAUCGUUACGGAAGAAAGAGGAUAAUAGGAUCGAGAAUAUUCGAAAUUGUGAAGGAAGUCCGUAACGCGGCUUGUUCGUAACGUAUUUUGUAAUUUGAAAGGGAAACCACAUUCUUUCACCGCGUAUUAUGAUACGUGAAAGUUAGCAACGCAGCGCCUACGGUGUGAUGCAGUAGGUACAUUGAAGAGAGACGGAGAAUGGCUACAGAAAGAGAGAGAGAAAGAAAGAGAGAGAGGUGAUCGUUGCUGUGAGACAUGGACUAUAUCGAAGGUCGACCUGUUGCCUUUUUAUUUCGUUGAUUUUUGCAGGAAUAGAGCAACUGUCCUCUCUCUCUUUCUCUCUCUCUCUCUCUCUCUCUCUUUCUCUCUUUCUUUCUCUCUUUCUUUCUCUUUUAUUUCUUUUAUAAAUCAGUUAACAUAUGCUACAGAUACAAACAUAGACGUUUAUAUUCGUCCAGUUUUGGUUAGCACGAAAUUGCUCAGUCACCUGAACGGAUCACCCUUGAGAAGCUUCGUUCCCGUACCGUGUUUCCUCGUUUCAUUCGAAAGAUUUGACUUUGCGUGUAUACGAUUCGAAAGGGAUUCACCGAUCCGGAACGAUCGCGCAACCGAUUUCAACGAAUCUCUUUGAUGGAUCUCUUCCAAACAAAGAGAAAGAGAAAGAGAAAGAGAGAGAGAAAGGUAAAGAAAGAGAAAAAAUUGUAUGAACAAACCUGAUAUCUUUUAGAUAAAGAAAACGGAAAGGGAUAAAGAAAUUAAAGAAAAAAAUAAACAAAAAACAUAGAGAACAAAGAAAAAAGGAAAAACGCGUAUUAAUUCAUGAAAUAUUUUUGAAGAUUUCAAUUCGAAUCGUUCGAUCUUUAAUACAUUCUCGAUCGAACUUUGAGUUUAAUUUCCACGUGUCAAUGUCACGCAAAUGUUACCUACUUUAAAAAGAAUCAGUUGCUCGAGUGCAUGAACACGACGACGUAUAUUAAUUGAUUUAUAAUACGUAUACGCCUACAGUCAUCCGGAGUUAAUUUUUUUCGAUUCUUUUAUUUUUCAUUCAUAUCGACAGAUGUUACGUACGAACAUGUGCGUUAAAGGAACUUUCUCAAAAUUUUUUUUUCUACUAUUAUUUAACUCUCAUCUACACAAACGAUCAAUAAAAAACGGAUCAUCAAUGAAUAUUUACGAGCUGCGUAAAACCAACUGAGAAACGGAUUGUGAAACUAUAGACUUUUUUCUUUUAUAUUCGUUGCGUAAAUUUUUACUUUUUAUUAUAACGUUAUCUUUAAGCUGCGUCCUAUCUCCGUUACAACGUAUCUUUACCGAAAAGAAAAAGAAAGAAAAGAAAAGAAAAAAAAGAAAAGAAGAAAAACAAAAGAAAAAACAGAAACGAUCAUAUUAUUUUAUUAAUACGAAUAAAAGUAUUUUUCUUAUCGUCGUUAUUUAUUUCUUUUUCUUUUUUCUUUCUUAAAUAUCUGUCCGUAUUAUUUUCACCGAUGUCCUCAUAGCGUUUUUUCUCUCUCAUUCUUUUCUCUCUCUCUCUCUCUCUCUCUCUCUUUCUUCUUUUUUUCUUUUCUUUUCCUUUUUUUUUGUUUUUAUUUUCAUUCUUCUUUUCUCGAGUUGGUCGACAACGUAAUAGCUCUUGGAUAUUACGAAGCAAGGAUUAGAAAGAGAAAGAGAAAAAGAGAGAAAGAGAGAGAGAGAGAGAGCCGAUCACGAACAGUGGACUCUCCAGAGGAAUUUAUGUAACUUUGGAACAAACGACUUCUUUGUCUCCUUCUUAAAUCGUUGUCCAUGAUUAUCGCGAUUAGCAAUUGGCAAUUAAGAGCCUAGGUAUUUUCCGGUAAACGUCGUUGACUGGUUACUAUCGUUAGAACAAGACACGGGGAUUUCCUUCUUAGACGAAGAGAUAGUAUUCUAGCAAGAAGUUCAAGAAUACAUGUAGAGAGAAAUAUAUAUAUAUGUGUAUGUAUGUACAAAUACAUGAACGUAGCAUACGUGUACAUGUGUGCAAAGAGAGAAAAGAGCUGGACUCGUCUAGGGUCCUAAAAGAAAAACAUUUUGUGGUAUCUUGAUUAGCUCGAGUUUUACUUCGAGAAAGUCACAGUAUCUUAAGAGUUGCGAAAACUAUUUAAAAAUCGAAAAUAAUACAACAAGUUCUCAAUGUACGUUCUAAUAGUAAAAAAUAAAUAAUCAAAGAAAAAGAGAAAAGGAGAGAAAGAGAAAGAAUAUUAAACAAUGAUACGUAUGUCAAAUAAAUGAAAUUAUAAGGUUCACUUACAAAUAGAUUAUCAAGGGAUAGAUAGAUAAAUCGAUUAUAUACAAUUGUUUAUUUACAAAAAAAAAAUUAUCAUCAGGGAAAUAAUCUUGAUAAUUUUGUAUCUCUCUCUCUUUCUCUCUCUCUCUCUUUCUUUUUCUCUUUUUUUUCUUUCUCAUGAAAUUGUGUCAUAAAUACGAAUUUAUCUAUCCAUCUUGCUCUAUUUCCCUUUCUACGAUUUUAUCCUCGUCACUUUCACAAAAUAGAUAUAACUUUUCUAUGCCGUUCUUCUUGCUUUUAAUACAGAGAGAAAUAGUAUAUAAUAAUGAUAAUAAUAAUCGUGCACGUCGACAAGCCUUACGAUAAAUCAAUCGGCAAUCGAUAAUGCAACACACCUGUACAUAUUCGUCGAUUAUGCUUCGUUUUACGUAGAUAUUCUCUAUCUUUUGCUCUUUUCUCUUCAUUUUUUUAAAUAUACAAAUGUGUAUGAUAGAAUCGAA
Vespula vulgaris is the source of this 5151-nucleotide messenger RNA. RefSeq names its product 2-oxoisovalerate dehydrogenase subunit beta, mitochondrial (gene BckdhB). The transcript has 8 exons. The record is from RefSeq and is a predicted model, not a curated record. Gene Ontology annotation, molecular function: catalytic activity. Gene Ontology annotation, biological process: branched-chain amino acid catabolic process; response to nutrient. Lineage: Eukaryota; Metazoa; Arthropoda; Insecta; Hymenoptera; Vespidae. Bases 16 to 1122 code for a protein of 368 amino acids.